Hippocampus comes (tiger tail seahorse) is the source of this 4439-nucleotide messenger RNA. RefSeq names its product integrin alpha-L. Gene Ontology annotation, molecular function: integrin binding. Gene Ontology annotation, cellular component: integrin complex; external side of plasma membrane. The record is from RefSeq and is a predicted model, not a curated record. Bases 66 to 3647 code for a protein of 1193 amino acids. NCBI's taxonomy places the organism in Eukaryota, Metazoa, Chordata, Actinopteri, Syngnathiformes, Syngnathidae. Gene Ontology annotation, biological process: integrin-mediated signaling pathway; cell-cell adhesion; cell-matrix adhesion. The transcript has 30 exons.
GGAUUGCACAGACACGGGCCCCAGACUGCGCCUUGUCUUUUCUAUGAAGAAGUGCAACAAGAAAGAUGAGUGUUAUGCUUCGCCUCUUCCUGUUCAUGUGGGUUGUUGCUCUCCCUGUGUCUUUGGCAUUCAACAUUGACACCACAAAUCCCAAAGUCUACAAUGGCGAUCAAAAAGCUUUCUUUGGAUACAAAGUGCUUCAGUAUGUGUCUGGCUCCAAGAAGGGGAUACUUGUCACUGCACCGCUUCAGAAUAAUGGAACUGGGGCAGUAUGCAAACCAGAUCACAGCCAAACUAUCAAGUGCUUCAACCCACAAGGACUCUCAUUUGAAGACAAAGGCAUAGAAGUCAAGCAUCUUGGACUGUCUAUAGCUGAAGACACGAUACACUCCCAGUUCACUGUUUGCAGCCCCUAUGUAGCUCACGAAUGUUAUGAUAACUCCUACCUGAACAGUGUGUGCUACAAGAUGACAGAUGAUCUACAGGAAAUCACCUCUUUCAAACCGAUUUUUCAAGAAUGCAGAAAGAAGACUGUAGAUCUCGUCUUCCUCUUUGAUGGGUCAAGGAGUAUGGAUGAAGAAGACUUUGAAAAAAAUAAAGAUUUCAUACUGGAUAUCAUGAACAGCCUCAAAAACACAUCGAUCAAGUUUGCAGCAGUUCAGUUCGCCACAUCUCAUAGAACAGUCUUUGAUUUUACUGACUAUCAAAGUGGGCGUGCGCGCCAAAAACUGAGAGAGGAACGUCAUAUGGUGACCCUCACCAACACCCACCAAGCCCUCAAAUUUGUAUUGACAAACCUCUUUGAGAAUCAAGAUGCAGGUGCCUCAUCCGAUGCAAUGAAAGUUCUGGUCCUGAUCACAGAUGGAGAUCCGAGUGACACUGAUGAAGAUGCAAAUAUGAUUAUCAACACCUACAUCGAAAAACGCAUCAUUCGGUUUGUCAUCGGGGUGAAAAUUGAGAACUUAAAUGAAUUAAAGAUGAUUGCUUCAGACCCAAAAGACAAAUAUGCCUUUAAAAUUGAGAAUUACCAGGGGCUCACAGGAUUACUGGAAAACUUUCAAAAACACAUCUUUAACAUAGAAGGAGACACCAAAGUGGCUCGGGCACAAGACAUGACCAAUGAAAUGUCUCAGAGAGGAUUCAGUGCUGCAUUCUACAAGGACAUUUUGAUUCUGGGUUCAGUGGGCUCAAACAGCUGGCGUGGUGCUCUGUAUGAGCGUCAAGAUCAAACUGAGACACAGAUUGAAGAUUCACAAAUGCAGAUGGACUCUUACAUGGGAUAUUCGGUUUCUGUGGGACAGGUGAACGGGGUUCCUCUAUAUUUCACUGGUGCACCAAGAUUUGAGCAUGUAGGACAAAUUGUAGUCUUCACUCACACCGGGAACAACUGGAAUGUCGCCCAAAGAAUAAAUGGGGAGCAGAUUGGUUCCUAUUUUGGGGCAGACCUUUGUACCUUAGACGUGGACUCCGAUGGUAACAGUGACUUUCUCUUGGUGGGAGCACCCCUGUUUUACCACGCUCAGGAAAAAUCUGAGGGACAGAUCUACAUCUACAGGCUGACUGAUGAGAUGCUGCUGAAAAGUGAAAUAAAUGUUAGCCAACUGUCCAUGGGGAGAUUUGGCACUAGCAUAGCCAGCCUUGCAGACCUGAAUGGAGACGGGCUGCGAGAUGUUGCAGUUGGGGCCCCUCUUGAGGAUGCUAAUGCAGGGGCAGUGUACAUCUACUUCGGUGACAGACACCAAGGGAUGCGCAGUGUUUAUAGUCAGAGAAUCACGGGACGAGAAGUAAAACAUGGCAUCAGAUUCUUUGGACAGGACAUAAAUGGAAACAUAGACCUGGAAGAUGACGCACUACCAGACAUAGUAGUUGGAUCCUAUGGCGCAGCUAUUGUCUUAAGGUCCAAGCCCAUUGUUAAUGCUUUAGCUCGCCUGUCUUUUCAACCAAAGGAGAUAACUCUUGACCAGAUUGACUGCUCGGCCAACACAGACACCAUCUUACCCAUGGUUAACUUAACAGCCUGCUUUGAAAUAGUAGAAACAACGAAAAGUAAAGCAGGAACGAUGAAAUUAGGACUAAACAUUUCGUACAUGCUUGAUGUGGAUCCCAUGAGACAAUCGCACCGAGGUUUCUUCGCUCAAAGUGACAAGAAAUCAAGGAAUCUUACACUCACCUAUCAACUGCUGGAUAAAGACACAUGCUUCCUGUACCCCAUCCACAUGCCAAAAUGUGUGAAAGACACCCUGUCACCUAUCAGCAUCAAAUUAAACUUCUCCCAGGUGAACAGUCACCGUGCAGAUGCUGUCCUGAAUGCAGAUGCCAAAACACAAGCUGUUGUUGAGGUUCCUUUUGAAAGAAAGUGUAAAAAGAAUGACACCUGUAUUGCUGAAAUUGAAGUAAACUUCAAAUUCUUGACUCCGACGUUACUGGUGGCUGAAGAAAAUUACUUUAAUAUCUCCAUUACAAUAACCAAUCAUGGUGAUGACUCGUACAACACCAGCCUAACGAUGCACUACCCGCCAGGACUCUCCUACUCCAGGAUGUUUCAGGUUAUUACACAGGCCACAAGACGAACGCUCCACAAGUGCGAUGAUCUGGAUGGAGUGACUGACAAAACAAUAUGUGGCAUCAGCCUUCCUGUGUAUCGCAGCAAAUCAAUCGCAACAUUUCAAAGCUCUUUCCACAUCAGUACCGAGUAUCAGUGGAAUGACACUAUUGCAAUUAGUGUCACUGGAGAAAGUGAUAAUAACAACUCCACCCUGUCUCUGCUGACCAAGACGCUACCGGUACAAUUUGAAGUAAAAAUGGCAAUAACAGUGAAAGAGGAAACCACCACUUAUCUGAACUUCACAGAAGAGGACUCAGACCCAAAAAGAAUGGUCAUCAUAUAUAAGGUGGAUAACCCGGGCUGGAAGGCUUUUCCUGUCAAUGUCUCACUGAACUUUCCAACUCAUCUCCAGUACAACUUUGAAAUGGAAAAUUAUCAAGUCUUUGUACAACAGAACAAAACUCAGUGCAAAAACAUCACUGGAAUUCAUUCUGAAUAUUGUUCAGCAGAAAAACACUGCAAAAUCAUUCAGUGUGAUAACGUGAUGCUGGAAAAGGAAUCUUCCACUGAGUUUAUAUUCUCCGGAGACAUACAAUUUAACGAUUUUAAAGAGCGUGCACAGAAUAAAGCGUUUCUGAAAAGAUAUACUGGAGAGAGUGCAGAGGUAAAGUUCAAAAGCAUGAUCCACAUUGAUUACGACAAACACCGAUAUGUGCUGGAUCCUUCUCAUGAACGAGAGAAUAAAGGACUGGCACAUGAAAAGGGUGACGCCAUGUGGAAAGAGAGCAAUCCCACAACAAAAUUGAGUGAAGUUCACGUCGAGUUCAUUAUUUCGCCUGAUACACAGUGCAUAAUUUUAACGGGAACUGGACUCGGACUUGCGCUUUUGAUUCUCGUGACGUGCAUCAUGUAUAAGCUGGGAUGCUUUAAGAGAAAAACAGUCCAGUAUUAUCAAGAGCAGGAAGAGGAGGCUGUUCAUCAGAUGGGAAAUGCUGCUCAGGACAACGGCCUUGCCAGCCAGCACGCGAGCGAACCGCUCGCUGAGGAAAAAACACUUCUUGAAGACAACCAGUCGGCUGACACAGAGGCAGCCCUGGAAUAAAUGACCAUGAUGGGAUUCAUACGCUCGAGCAAAUUUAUGGACAUAGACGACGACACUGUCGAGAGAACAGUGCGAUGAUACACUAGUGUAUCAUUGACAGCUGUCAAUUAUUUUAGUAAUUUACGGUUGACUAUUUGAUGUGGAUGGGGGUUCAUAGUGGCUGCAUUUUGUCUUCGUGAAUGUUUUCUGUCUCAACAUCAGCUACAGGAUGGAUUGUGGAUCUGCUGAGGAUGUCAAAUGCCCGUUAUUGAGGAAUGAAGCAGGUAUAAAUAAAGGUAUAUAUUGUCUGGACAAUUAUUGAAAGUCUCGAAUCUGUCAAGCAUUAGACUUGACUGGUUGGUACACCCAGAAUCUGAAAUCUCCUAUUACAACAAAAUGGAGGUAUUCACGGGACGUCAUCGUCACUUUCAAACUUUGUGCCAACUACUGUGAACGGCUGAGGCAGAUCAAGAAAAAACAGAACAAACGCAGGGGUCAUCAGUCAGAAGGAGUCAUCUUGCAUCAUGACAACGCAAGGCCUCACACAGCAGCCCAAAUGGUGCAGACCAUAAAUGAGUUGGGUUGGGAACUGUUUCUUCAUCCCCCUUGCAGCCCAGACUUUGCCCCUUCAGACUUUCACCUGUUUGGUCCCUUAAAAACGUUCACGAAAGCCACAAAGUUUGAAAGUGACAACGUCAAAAGUGUUGUGAGUGGCUGAGACAUCAGUCCAAAGAUUUUUAAACUGAGGGAAUAUGGAAGUUUGUGCAGAUGGGAAAAGAGCGUGACAGUGCUGGGAGACUAUGUUGAAAAAAA